Messenger RNA from Chara braunii, 4608 nucleotides. NCBI's taxonomy places the organism in Eukaryota, Viridiplantae, Streptophyta, Charophyceae, Charales, Characeae. The record is from the annotation of a GenBank genome assembly.
GGAGUGCCCUUCCCUGGGGGCUUCCUGCAAGCAUCGACGAUCGCCCCAGCUUGCCCCUCUCUCCACCCUGUCGUCCGCUGGUCCACCUGCGUCUCGUUUCUGUUCUUCCUCUCGACCAUCACGACACGACGAUGACGCGAGAUUGCCGGCCAACGCCCUCUCGGCGAUUAGUUGUUGACGGUCGGUUUGGCAGCGACCGGUUGAAUCCUUUACUUCGGCGCUCCACGUAGCCCAGUCUCAUGGUGCCAGUCAUUCAAAUCUGAAAAACUUCGAUCGCGAUCCGAACAUUGUGUCAGGCAUUCCCAAAAGAACUCAGAUCCUAGGAGACCACGACGGCGAAGCUCACGUCAGCGAAGCUCGGUGGGGCCAUUGGAGCAAGGGGUGACAUCCGUAUUUUUUCUCGUGCAGUGCAAUUUAGUGAAGCUUUUUUCUUGCCGGGGAACAUGUAACAAAAAGUACUUGCGGACUUGUUGCGAGGGUAGGAGGAGGGAAAGAAGGACAGAGAAGUGGGUAUUAAGGAGGGAGGGUGGGGUGCAGCAUUUGGAGGCAGAGACAUGAUGUGAAGGUGUAGAGAACCAGAGAGGGGAGGGAGGGUGGGGUGGCUGGGUGUAGAGGUUGGGAGGGGAGGAAGUCCGUCCGUAAGAGGAAGAGCAAAAGUGCGGCGGCUUCUGCUGGAGUUGGGAGAGGAUGGAUGCGAACGGGUUCUGCCUCUGCCGCGCAGCGAGCACUGUCGGAGUGUCUAGGGAGCAGACAGGCGCUAUCGUCGGGUCAACGUCAGGUACGGAUCCCAGCGAGGUCGUCGUCACUGUGCAAGGAGACGGCGUGGUAACGUACAACAGGAGAACUCAGGCGAGGACGCAGAGUUGGCCCCUUGGGAGUGGGAAUGUGCGGUUCUUACUGCCCGCAGCAUGUGACCAGAAGUCAGGGUAUUUCUAUGCAGUGGUGCAGGCAGCCAAAGGAGCAUCCUUGGAGAACUUUUUGCUGUCCUGGACAAGGAGUGGAAGUGAGAAGGAGGGAGUAGCAGGCACAUCGUUCUCGCUCUGGGGUGCCACCAAGAAAGUACCUCUCCCACAGAAAGAGUUGCAUUCGCUGCAUCCCUUUUCCGGGGUAACUGGGACGUCUUCCCAGUCUCCCAACGAAGCGAAAAGUGAGGGUCGAGAAGGGAAGAGUGGUGAUAGCCAAGCUGCGACCAGGCCAGGCACGGCUGUGAUCUUUCGCGAUGGAACAAUUGCAUUAUAUGGCUGUGAUGGAGAGGCCCUCUGCGACAGUGAUGCCCUCCCAGCUGCUUCUGGCAGGACGGUGGAGGCGGUCGCUAGUGUUCGGACGACAUCCGGGAAGGGUAAACUGGAAAGCCAGAAGGUGGCUGAAAUUUUGUGGCUUGCGGUGAUUACGACUGAGACUACAGUCAUGCCAAAUGAGGCAUCAGAGGCAGAUUCCUCAGCUAGAGUUGACAGUCUCAGAAAGAGAGUUACUCAGAGUGUGCUGAGGUUAUUUGCAGUUCGCAACCGCAUCAGCACAUCUGGUGAGGAUUUGGUGAUCAAUCAGUUGCACAGUAGUGUGCUACAACCACUGUCGAGGUCCAGCCUUGACGAUUCAGGAAGAUCAAUCACAAUUUUGACCGCUGGUUUCAACGAUGCAGAUACAUUGUCGGUAUUAUGGUCUGAUGGCACUUUUGAUGUGUUCCACGGCUUUUCCAAGGCCUGUUCCAGCAAGACUUUUAUGCGUAAGUCAUUUUCAAGGAAACUUGAGACUUUUGAUCUAGAGCAGCAGCAACAGAUACAUCCAUCAACCCCAGCCUCCUUGCAAAAAUCUUCGAAGAAGCGACGUGCAGCUGCUGUUGUUCAAGAGGAUGCACAAUUGCAAGGCAACUCUCCAUGCAUGGGGAUGGUUGCUGUUCCCAGGUCCCCUUAUGUGGUCUUUGUCGGGUUUCCAAAACAAACCUUGAGCACUGGGUCAGGAGCCCACAAUGCAGCAGCCGUGUCAUCUCCUCGGAAAGAUGGUGACCUUGCCAGGGGUCGUGAUGUCGUUGUAGUCGUCGUGGACACGUUGUAUGGAUGCGUUCAUGUAAAGGCUUUGGUCAUGGAGGCAAACGGAGGGGAAAAUACAGAGAAGGCAACUCAGGCUCGGGGCGGGGUGAUGGGAACCUUUCAUGGGAGAGCGAUGGAAAUUGGAUGGGUUGGGUGGGAAGAUGGUGUCGUGACCAUCAGUUCAAACCAGUUCGUCAUGGUGGUUGAGGUAGAUCUGCCGCCUUUCUCUCUGGCCAUGGUGGUUGGUGCAUUUGCGGAGAUGUCAAUGAGCAGUACGGGCACACUUAAAGGAGCCGGCGCUCGGUCGGCAAACCACAAUGAAGUGGAAUUUGCCAGCGAGAUUUCAUCAGCAAGACCCGCGGGGAUGUGGGAUGGACUUGCAACUGGUGUUGGGAGGGUGACAAGGGAAGUACUGGGAGAGAAGGGCGUUGAUGAGAUUGUGAAACCGAAACUGAAGGCUGUGCCGAACCCAGUCUGGAGGGAAGAGGAUAUGAAAUUAGCACAGAGAGAUGGGGGCGGUGAUACCAAGAGUGCGAGGAGGGGUGCCAGAGCCAAAAAGCACUCGGUUGAAGGAGGUGCUCCCGGGGGGGUUGUAACCCGUAGGAUAUCUGGUGCCCCAUGGGAUCUCGAAAAAGUGAGCUGCACUGAUGACGAAGAGAGAAACAUCAUAGGUGUUGUUCAAGAUGAGAGUGCAACACCUUCCAUGGACGUCUUGAUGGACAGGGUUUCUGGUUUCCUCAGUGCGGCUGAAUCCCUGGAAAUAGCUGAUUUGGACAAUGGUUCUGCUGCUGAAGGACUUAUGCUUGAAGGUAGAGAAGAGAGUGAUGCAAGGCUGACGUUGAGGGGGGAUUUAGAGUUGAGUUUAAUUGGGAACAGAGAUGCUGAAAUUGAGGAUGGUUAUGAUACAGAGAGUAGAAGAAAGUGGAAAAGAGCCCUGCGGAGGGGAAGGCGAAGGCUACUUGAAAUUUCUCCCAGCCUUGUGGAGGCCCUGGUGUUGCGCUCCAUCAAAUCCAAGUUUUGGCCGCUUCUGGGUGCAUUGAUUGAGAGUGGCCUCGUGAAUGGCCCGUCUGUGAGCUCAACAGUGCUUUCAAUCUUGAUAGAGUCAAAACAACCGAUUCUUAUGUCAAAGCUUGUUUUGCACACAAGCUCCCUUUCGCCUGCCAGCCUUGCACAGUUUAUCAAAGUGUGCUUGAGCGGUGGCAGUGGAGAAUCAAGGGGGUGGAAGAGCCUGGGGAAAGCUCACAGGGAGGCUGCUCGCGACUUCUUCUCGAAGGUUAUUUCCAAACGAGGAAAUGAUUCGGGAGAUGCUGACGAGGAGCUGGAAAAUGGCAUCACAGGUGCCGCUGUGCGACAUCACGUGAACAUUGCAAGAGCAGGAGCAGCUGUGAUGGCGGUUGACUUCUUUUCGUCCAGAGAACAGUGCUUGCACACUGCUCUCGCAUGUGAUAGAGACCGAACAAUAUUGACUGGUGCUUUGUCACGGCUGGAUGCAAAUGAGGUGGUGGCCUUGAUGAGGUACUUGGAAAGAUGGGCAUCUUUUUAUUCCAAGACAUUUAUGCAGUUGAUUCCCCCAAGGAGUAUUCCAGGUCUGCCAGUGCCAUCAAUGUCACAGGUUCUCAACUGGUGUGCAGUGUUGCUGGACUGCAAUUUUACGAGGCUUUCGAUGCUGCCGGAUUGCCACGAGGUGCUGGGAAGGUUGCGGGAAGUCUUGAUGCGCCACGCGAACUUUACGAGAAAAGUGGCGUCCCUUUCUGGGGUCUUAUCUCACCUAAGAAACAAGUGUUACCUCCCAACGAAAAGGGCAUUGCAAGGGCAGGUUUCGGCGGCUGGCUACUCUAUCGAGUUCCUCCAGCUGGAGUGAUGCACAGCCUCCCUCUCGGAAGGUGUCUACCUUUGUGGUUGUUCGUGCGAGUCUGGCUUUCGUCAACGUUCUUAGUUCCCUCUUGUUAUGAGCGAGCAUAUUGGUUCGGAGUCGCUGUUUAUUCCAGCCUCGGCGUUUCACUUGUUAACCUGCCAGUACACAGCGCCAGCCUUGCUGAAAAAGAAAUUCCGAAUUCGUCACCUACGAGAAUUUCGGAGGUUCGGCCUACUGGACCACAAUGGCUGGCGGCGCCAGCCAAAAAAGAAAAGGAGUGUGCGGCUGGGGGUUCGGAAAAGCUUGGCGCGCAGUAAGGUACCUGCAGGCCCGGGUGUACUGGUGGUUUAAUCUCCUCACUUACCUCGCCACCGUAACCUGGGUCCAUUCCGUUCCGCCUCUCCUCUCACUUGACCUACCCCUCUAUCUGCUGAAUUGUCCCUGUACUUGUUCUCUUGAGGCAUCCUGGCAUGAUCAGGUUUGCCUAGCGGUAGCGUCGACAUGGAGUGAAGACUCUCGUCUGCAUGAGCCUGGUGGUGUCCUCUGCGUGUAUCCGUUGCAUGGGGAGCUAUCGUGGUUCGCCUCAGUUUUUGACCUGUAGAGAUUGAGUCAAUCGAAGAGUAUUUCUUUGUAUAACGAAAUCCAUGGGGGGAUGUUUCGAUAAUUGUUGAUGGGAAAAGUGCAAUUUGUUUAGCAUGUAUCGUUCCUGCCUUUUUGCAAGGCGAC